Molecule: messenger RNA, 1128 nt
Organism: Pestalotiopsis fici W106-1
Lineage: Eukaryota; Fungi; Ascomycota; Sordariomycetes; Amphisphaeriales; Sporocadaceae
Exons: 1
Coding region: 1-1128 (375 amino acids)
Biological process (GO): regulation of DNA-templated transcription; nucleotide-excision repair
Cellular component (GO): transcription factor TFIIH core complex; transcription factor TFIIH holo complex
Source: RefSeq, a predicted model, not a curated record
AUGAAUAGCAUCGAUGGAUCGGCGCAUUACGAGGUCGAGGCCACGGGCCAGACGCCGUCGCUCCUCACCCUAAUCAUCGACACGAACCCUCGCGCCUGGGCAGCCCUCGAGGACACGAUCCCCUUCUCAAAGGCCAUUGCCAAUAUACUCGUCUUUGUCAAUGCGCACCUGGCCUUUGGCAACGACAACCAAGUCGCCAUCCUCGCCGCACACUCGCACCGGGCAGUCUGGCUGUACCCGAAGCCACCCAAGAAUGUACGAGGAGGUGGUGGCGGAGACCAAGAUGGCGAUGUCGAAAUGUCGGGCACGAUGAAUGGACAGCAGAACGGCGGGGGCGGCGCCGCCGUGACUUCGGCCAACAAGUAUCCCCAGUUCGCCUCCAUCGAAGCCUCGAUCCUCUCGUCGCUAAGGACGCUCAUGGCCGAGAGCUCAUCGACCGAUCUCCCGUCCACUACCCUCGUCGCGGGUGCCCUGACCACGUCCUUGGCCUACAUCCACAAGACGUCGCUCGCCUAUGCGCCGCCCAAGCAGUCCACCGACCCAGCCAACCCGCUGACAACGGCAUCAGCCGUCUCGUCGAAUCCGACAUUACACGCCCGGAUCCUGGUCAUAUCCGUAUCGGACUCUGACCCGGCGCAGUACAUUGCGACCAUGAACGCCGUAUUCGCCGCCUCGCACGCUCGGAUCCCCAUCGAUACGCUUUCCGUCUCCCCACACGCCUCGCCGACUUUUCUCCAGCAGGCCGCCUUCAUCACCAACGGCUCCUACCUGUCUUGCGCCUCCAAUCCGACCGGCUUGCUCACCUACCUCAUGUUUGGCUUCCUCCCCGACGCCGAAGCACGUACACAUUUGGUAAUGCCGUCGCAAGAUUCGGUCGACUUUCGAGCUGCCUGUUUUUGUCAUGGCAAAGUUAUUGACAAGGGUUUCGUGUGUAGUAUAUGUUUGAGCAUUUUUUGUGAAGUACCUGAUGGAGCCGAGUGCUUGACAUGCGGGUCGAAACUGGCGCUCGGCAAGUUUGGUGCGAAACCAGUCGUCGUGCCCCGGAAGAAGAAGAAAAAGAAGAAGAUCAACGGUGUCACAGGACGGGAGGAAACGGGAAGUGCAACUGGUACACCAGCUCCAGCAUAG